Molecule: messenger RNA, 2707 nt
Organism: Anolis sagrei ordinatus
Lineage: Eukaryota; Metazoa; Chordata; Lepidosauria; Squamata; Anolidae
Product: rac GTPase-activating protein 1-like
Biological process (GO): Rho protein signal transduction; mitotic cytokinesis; mitotic spindle midzone assembly
Cellular component (GO): spindle midzone; centralspindlin complex; cleavage furrow
Molecular function (GO): GTPase activator activity
Source: RefSeq, a predicted model, not a curated record
GGUUGAAUUCCAACACUUAAUUCCUCUUGACAUUGAAAAGGUUUUUGUUUAUCUGCAAUCCAAUGUAUUUUUAGCAGGAUGAAUCGUCUGGGGCCUCAACUUAUGCAGCGUUUGGACCAACUCUUGGAGUUUGCAGAUUUCAACAGCAAUAUUGAAUUAGAAUAUCUUCAGAUCACUCGAUGUCUUGAGGUGAUGCGCCAGCGGUGCUUUCGACUAGAUCGUGACUUGAAGGAAUUGCGAGAGCAGCUGCAGCGGUCUGAAUUUGAGCGUUCAGGGCUGGAGGUGAAGUUGAAACAUGCCCGCAACCAGGUGGAGGUGGAGAUGAAGAAAAGGCAUGGGGCAGAAGCCGAACUAGAAAAGCAGGAGCGCAAGCUGAAGCUUAUCUAUGCCUAUCUGAUGACUGAUUCAAAGACUUCUCUUCUCGGUGAAGAUCAGUGUUCCAGCCACAGUACCCUGCUGCCUGGCAAACGUUGUAUGCCGGGGGAAGUAUUAUCUGCAGUGGAAGAACUUGGCGCCUCGAUUUUGUCUGACAUCAGCUUUGACCGCUCAGAUGAGGAAAUAGACCGUGGCAUAAUAAGGCCUCUCAAAAGCAGAGCCAGACGGCGCUCCUCCCUGGCACCUCUCAUUCAACCAAUUUUGGCAGUCAAGCGGACAAGGCCAUCUGUUUCCCCUUCUUCCAAUUGUCCUCCUCUUAAGUCUUCCCAAGUCAAUGGGAUGCCUGUGGUUACCCUGAAAUCUGGAGUUAUUGCUGAAAACAGUUUGGUGCCAGUUGCUGCAACAUCCCGUCGCCGUUCUCAACCAAACCGUUGGGACUCCACAAACUCAGAUCCCAUGACAAUCCAGGACAGGACUGAGGAUUCACCUGGAUGUAGCACUCGGGCUGGGAAUAACAUCAUUGACAUAGGAACUGGGGCUAAACAAAGGAGUAUUCAAGAAACUGUCACUCCACCUCUGCCUCAAGAAAUACCCACAUCCCAACAGCACCACUUUACUUCCAAGAUGGUGAUCCGCUUGGAGUGUUGUGUAGUUUGCAAAUCCCGACUAUGUUUCGGAAAAACAGCUCUCAAAUGUCGUCGUUGCCAAAUCCAGGUGCAUCCUGAGUGCAAAGAACGCUGCCUGGUUCUGUGUACACCUCGUGCCAGUCCCACAACAAGAGAGGGCACUCUGGCUGAUUUUGCACCCCACACACCACCUCUGGUGCCCCCUAUAGUGAUUCAAUGUGUGAAUCAAGUUGAAAAACGUGGCCUGAGGGAGACCGGACUGUAUAGAGUGCCAGGUGCUGAGCAUCUUGUUCGGGAAUGGAAAAACAAACUGCUAAUAUCCCAGAGAUCACUCCCUUCUCUUGAUCAUGUCACUGAUGUGAAUGUGAUCUGUGGCAUUCUCAAGGACUUCUUGAGGAAUCUGAAGGAGCCCCUUGUUACCUUCUGCCUGCAUUCUGCCUUCCUGCAUGCGGCAGAAAUUCCAGAUGAUCCUUCCCGUAAUACUGCUCUCUGCAAUGUUGUGAUGAAACUUCCUAUGACCAAUAGGGACACACUGGCUUUUCUCAUGCUCCAUCUGCACAGGAUUAUACGGAGCCCUGCAUGUCGUAUGGAUCAGGAUAACCUGGCACGGAUCUUUGGACCAACAUUGGUAGGACACAGUACCCCCAAUCCUACCCCACUCACCAUCAUGAAAGACACACCGCACCAAUGCCGGGUAGUUUCAAGCCUUUUGGCAUUGCCACUCAAAUUUUGGCAACAGUUUGUGGGAGAAGAGCAGGAAAAUAUGGUACCCUCAGUGCAACAGAGUAAUGGAGUGAAUGUGCAAGAGCAACUUUAUAGUCAUCUCUCCUCUCCUAAAAAGAAUUCACCCAUUCAGAAGAUUCCAGUAAGUGGCUGUCUCCCCAGCAAGAUAUGACUACACUCUCCCGCUUUUGUAAAGCUCCUCCAUUUUUGUCUACAAGAAAUGAUCCCUGGACCAAGAAGACAGGGAAAACCCUUCCACUUCCACAGUAAAGAGGCUACUUGUUCCACCUGCCACCAAGAACUGUGCUGUUAUACCUACUAUAUGUUAUGGUGUAUCUGCUUUGCCUUUUCACCUUCCAGGAAAUCUCCAGGCCUUGGAGUAGUGUCCUUCCAGAGCAGGGCGAAAUGUGUUACUUCAUCUCUUGAUAGUAGCUUAUCCUUGAUCAUCUUCUCAGAUCUGGUCUUACUACACCUCCAAUAAGCAAGAGUUCUCAGAAGAGCAAAACCCUUACCUUUGAUGUAUUGGGAAGGGUGAUAAAACUGUACCCAGGGCAAUGAGUAUACAUACAGGCUGCCAUUCAUACCUGACACUGUGAGAUUUGAGGCUUGAGUGUUCUGGGGUCAUUUUCUUGGGAACUGGGCAGCUGGCCGAAAGGAGAGUUACAUAUGCACAACCACUACCAUUUUUGAUCCAUUGCUCAUUGUAAAAAUAUAGUAGUGUCAUGUAAUGGUGAAAAGGAAAAGGGAUAAAUGAGUUUUCCAGUAAUUGCUGUCAUUUCACUCAUAAGAAGCUGUUGGAAGGGGGAAACAUCAGCUGGUUUAUCCAAGACUGCUGGGCUGCAAUUCGACUGACUAUUGACUAUGCCGUCUAGUCCUAAUGAGAGUUGUAGUUCAGCCACUUUAAAAUAAAAUACUUUGGGUGCAUUAUUCUUUGUAAAAUAUAUUAAGAGGCUUCUGCAAUCUUAAUAAACAAGAUCAAACUA